This is a messenger RNA of Cetraspora pellucida, 829 nucleotides long. Lineage: Eukaryota; Fungi; Glomeromycota; Glomeromycetes; Diversisporales; Gigasporaceae. The record is from the annotation of a GenBank genome assembly.
AUGGAUUCUGAAAGUACACAAAGCACACAAAACGAAUUUUUAUACGUCGAUGGUAGAAGAUUUCAUAACGUGGAGAAUGUUAAAUAUCAUUUACCAAACGAUGAAAAUGAAACAGACAGGUUAAAUUCACAACAUUCCAUGUUAAGAUAUCUCUGGCAAAGUAACUUUUCGUCUCCUGUCGAUGAUAUUUUGUCAAAACCAGGUGCCAGGGUCCUUGAUAUCGGGUAUCCAUUAGCUAAGGUUAUUGGAUUAGAUAUAUCUCCAUAUCAAUCAACUACGAUAAAACCUAAAAAUUUUGAAUUUAUUAAAGCAGAUGUUCAUGAGAGAUUACCAUUUGAUGAUAAUACUUUUGAUUUUGUGUUCCAAAGAUUUUUAGUAUUUGGUCUUGCCGUAGAGAAAUGUCAAGACAUAGUAAAUGAGUUGGUCAGAGUUUUAAAACCAGGUGGAUUCUUAGAGUUAUCUGAACCUUCUAAUGCAAUUGACGCGGGACCAAUUACUAAACGUUUAUGGGAUUGUGAAUACGAAAUAUUGAAAGAACAAGGCAGUGAUUUUGAUUUAUGCCAAAAGUUAGAUGGAUAUUGUCGAAAUCAAGGUCAAUUGGAAAAUAUUAAAAAAGAGUCUAAACAAUGCUAUUAUGGUGCAGUUUAUAAUAAUGCUGAACUUAGUAAAGCGAUUCUCAACAAUCUAAUUGCUUCUUAUGCUUCUCUUAAACCUAAUUUAACAAAAAAAUUACAACUUUCUGAUGAAGAAUAUGAUAAAUUGACCAAGGCUUCCGAAAAUGAAGUAGUGGAGUUUAACACUUAUUUUGAAAUAGUUCGUGUUUAUGCAA